AUCUGGUGGUUCCACAUUAAUCUUGUUUUUCACUCUUCACUAAAUUCUCCUCUUCCCGCUUCCCAAUUCCACUACAUCACCCCAUCUCAUCACUCACCUUUCAAAUGUUUCCUCUUUUUAAUUUAAUUAAUUUCUUCGUCUAGGGUUUUCGAAUAGGAUCCUCAAAUACGAUUCGGUUCUCGUCUUCAUUUUUCCCAAUCGAAUUUACGAGUUAGGGUUUUUGGGUCACCGAAAAGCCCUCGAUUCCCGCUAGAAAUUUAGGUUUUCUGGAGCUGGGGUCACAGGGCUAUCCCACUUUGCCAUUCUCGCCUACAAAAAAGAGGUCAACGAAACCUGCUACGAUCGUUAUAAACUGGAGUUAUCAGCACAAUGUUAGAUGUGAAUCGUAGUAGCGGGUUUUAUGUCUUUAGUCGUGUUCUCCACCUUGCUGAAUGGCACCCAUUAGAAUAGCAACGUUGAGUGGGGCCUGAAGCCCUUUUUCCUUCCUCUGAUAUCUGAUUUUUUAAUUUUUAGGCCGAGAUUCAUCAAUAACCUUUAGGGUCCAUGCUUCGGACGUUCAAUAAGACUAUUGCUUUUGCCAAUGCGAUGGGGUGUUGUUGUUGCUUUGGGUUUUUGAGGACAUCGAACCAUCGACGUCAAAGGUCUAAGCCUGCCAUAAACAAUAAUAUCUCCCAGGAGCCUCUGUUGGAUGAUGACAUUGAAGAUGAAGAGGGUGAGCAUUUGUAUAAUGAUGAGGUUACUGACACUAGUGUAAGUGGAGAUGAUAAUGAUAAUGAGGAGCAAACUCGUCCCAAGCGAUCAGAAGAAAUUUUGAACUUGAGAGUAGAGAAUGGCAUGAUUUGUAGGCAGUUUCCCGUUAAGGAGACUCACAAAGUUGUUCGCAUGGAGGAUGAAAAUGGGAACAAGAUGAUAAAUGAGUAUAUACGUGAGUGUAAGAUUGGUUCUGGUAGCUACGGGAAAGUGGCUCUUUAUCGAAGCUCUGUUGAUGGAAAACAUUAUGCAAUUAAGGCCUUUCAUAAAUCUCAUUUACUGAAGCUUCGAGUUGCACCCUCAGAAACUGCCAUGACAGAUGUACUACGUGAGGUUCUCAUAAUGAAAAUGCUGCAACAUCCAAAUAUAGUCAAUCUCAUCGAGGUGAUUGAUGACCCAGAGUCGGAUAACUUCUACAUGGUACUUGAAUAUGUUGAAGGCAAAUGGGUUUGUGAGGGUUCAGGUCCCACUUGUGGCUUAGGUGAAGAGACUGCUAGGAGAUACUUGCGUGAUAUAGUUUGUGGAUUGAUGUAUCUCCAUGCUCAUAAUAUAGUACAUGGGGAUAUUAAACCAGAUAAUCUGUUGAUUACUCGUCAUGGUACAGUAAAGAUAGGGGAUUUCAGUGUCAGCCAGGCUUUUGAGGAUGAUAAUGAUGAGCUUCGUCGAUCACCUGGCACUCCUGUUUUCACUGCACCAGAAUGCAUUAUAGGUCUGACCUAUGGUGGUAAAGCAGCAGACACGUGGGCAGUAGGAGUUACUUUAUACUGUAUGAUAUUGGGCGAAUACCCUUUUCUUGGAGACACACUUCAAGAUACAUAUGACAGAAUAGUCAAUAAUCCUUUAGUACUCCCCAGUGAUAUGAAUCCACAAUUGAAGAGCUUAAUAGAAGGCCUACUUUCCAAAGACCCAAGACAAAGGAUGACUUUGGAUGAUGUUGCGGAAGAUAUCUGGGUUAUUGGAGACCAUGGGCCAAUUUCUGAGUACCUUUGUUGGUGCAAGAGGAAAAGCUUGGGAAUGGAAGACAAUGAGAGCAAUACCUACUAAAAUUUUUUCUAGCUUGCAUCUAUGUACAUUGAAUAGUUGUGAUUUUUUUCUCCGUUAGAUUCUUCGCCGAUUUGGUAUGAUUAUAGAGGCAAUCUUGAAGGAAUCUUAAAAUUUAAGAAUAUAUUGGUCAUGUAGGCAUGAUAAGUAGCAGAGGCAGAAAAAUAUUGGUUAUAUUCUUUUGUGAAAGAAUUUGGUGUCUAGAAGUAGAAACUGAGGCCUUAUGCAUGAAAUGAAUUGAGCUCCAGCUUCUAGGCACGUAUGUUUAUUUUAAACUUGCGCAUUUAUUAUUACGUGGGUUGUUUUGUGUACGGUUUGAUCCAUAUUUACAAAGCUCUA
Cajanus cajan (pigeon pea) is the source of this 2130-nucleotide messenger RNA. Its product is annotated as serine/threonine-protein kinase GRIK1. The record is from RefSeq and is a predicted model, not a curated record. NCBI's taxonomy places the organism in Eukaryota, Viridiplantae, Streptophyta, Magnoliopsida, Fabales, Fabaceae. Gene Ontology annotation, molecular function: ATP binding; protein serine/threonine kinase activity. Gene Ontology annotation, biological process: protein phosphorylation; intracellular signal transduction. Gene Ontology annotation, cellular component: cytoplasm.